Messenger RNA from Nezara viridula (southern green stink bug), 481 nucleotides. NCBI's taxonomy places the organism in Eukaryota, Metazoa, Arthropoda, Insecta, Hemiptera, Pentatomidae. The record is from the annotation of a GenBank genome assembly.
AUGUGGAAUAUGAUGUGCGAUGUGAUGCCGACAAUAUCGGAGGAUGCGAUAGCUCAACGGAGCUCGCAAUUCCCCGCCGAUGAAGCGAAUUUCGAACAACUUAUGGUGACUAUGUUGGAUGAAAGAGAUAAAUUAGUGGAGAGUUUACGGGAAACUCAAGAACGGUUGAGCGAAACUGAGGCGAAAUUAGCAGAAGUUGAGAAGGAGAGAGACUCAUUGCAAAGGCAAAUCUCUGCCACCCUACCCCAGGUGAGUACUACGAAACUACUAUCAAACCAUUCAGUCUCCCCUCUCCCAUUGCAUCCGAUUUGAACCUUUAUUGAUUCCUCCCGGCCUACCCUCAGAAUAUGAAAACACCGAUUUAUAGCUUUAGUUGCUUAUGCAUUGUUUUAUUACCUGUCAUUUAUGUAUUUCCUCAACUCCAUACAUUUUAUCGCUACUUUACAGAACAUAUAAUUUAGGGAGCCAUUUUGACAUUUCC